UUUUAAAAAACACAGAUCAAGAAAGUGUACUAUUAAUCAUAUUUUAGUGUGUAGUUUUGUGUGUUGCUUGGUGACGUGUUUUUUUUUCCCUCUAGUGAAAUUUACGUAGAAGAUGGGUUCGCAUUCAACUCCAGGCUUUAAGUUCAUUAAAGGCAGUCUGGGUAUCAGGUCCGAACACUCGGGUCAUUCAAAUGGUGGACACAGCCAUUCACAUGACCACGGACACACCCACACCCAUGAUCUGCCCGAUGGCCCUGGACUCUUCGACCAACGUGACCUGCCUAUGUACAGAACUGACUGGAAUCAGAGAGGCUUCACAGUAGGAGUAGGUGGGCCUGUGGGGUCUGGAAAGACUGCUCUUGUCCUAGCCCUCUGUCAGCUGUUGAGAGAUGACUAUGGAGUCUGCGUCGUCACUAACGAUAUUUUCACAAAAGAAGACUGGGAGUUUCUAAACAAACACAACGCUUUAGAAGCCGAAAGGAUGAGGGCCGUGGAAACGGGAGGAUGUCCUCACGCCGCCAUCAGAGAGGAUUAUUCAAUGAAUAUGGCAGAGGUAAGGGAGCUAACUCAAAAAUAUAAUCCUGAUGUCAUCUUUAUUGAGUCAGGAGGAGAUAAUUUAGCAGCAAACUUUUCAAGAGAGCUGGCAGAUUUCAUCAUCUAUGUCAUUGAUGUAGCAGGUGGUGACAAAAUUCCAAGAAAAGGUGGACCAGGCGUGACUCAAAGUGACCUUCUGGUCAUCAACAAAACAGAUCUUGCAGACGCAGUUGGCGCCAGUCUUCAGGUGAUGGUCACAGAUGCCAACCGAAUGCGUCACGAUGGGCCAGUGGUUCUCACACAAGCCAAAAACGGCAUCGGCGUUCAGGAAGUAGCAAGCCAUAUCUUCAAGGCCAAAGAAUUACAACAGAAGCUUAGUCAAUAAACUGUAUUCACCAAAUGAAACCUGACAUCUGAAACACGUUUUUUGAAUCUCGAAUUCUGAAGCUAGUCUUCAGUAAACUAUAUAUACAACUUUCCAUCUGUCACAUGUAUUUUAUAAUAUGUCAUCUGUGGUAGUCAUUUGUAAUUAAUUAUCUGUAAUCAAUGAUCUGUAAUUAGGCUUCUGUAACUAGACUUCUAUAACAGGUUAUUUGUAACUUUUCUUUAGUAACCAGUUCUUCUUUGUAUCUGAUUCGCCGUAUCUGUUUCUAUGUAACUAUACUAUUAUUACGUAUCUAGUCUCUGUAUCUAGUCUCUGUAUCUAGUCUCUGUAUCUAGUCUCUGUAUCUAGUCUCUCUGUCUAGUCUCUCAAUCUGGCCUCUCAGUCUUGUCUCUGUAUCUAGUCUCUGUAUCUAGUAUCUGUAUCUAGUCUCUCAAUCUAGUCUCUGUAUCAAGUCUCUGUGUCUAGUCUCUGUAUCUAGUCUCUGUAUCUAGUCUCUGUGUCUAGUCUCUGUAUCUAGUCUCUGUAUCUAGUCUCUGUGUCUAGUCUCUGUAUCUAGUCUCUGUAUCUAGUCUCUGUAUCUAGUCUCUGUGUCUAGUCUCUGUAUCUAGUCUCUGUAUCUAGUCUCUGUGUCUAGUCUCUGUAUCUAGUCUCUGUAUCUAGUCUCUGUAUCUAGCCUCUGUGUCUAGCCUCUGUAUCUAGUCUCUGUAUCUAGUCUCUGUAUCUAGUCUAUGUAUCUAUUCUCUGUGUCUAGUCUCUGUAUCUAGUCUCUGUAUCUAGUCUCUGUAUCUAGCCUCUAUAUCUAGUCUCUUUAUCUAGUCUCUCUGUCUAGUCUCUGUAUCUAGUCUUUGUAUCUAUUCUCUGUGUCUAGUCUCUGUAUCUAGUCUCUGUAUCUAGUCUCUGUAUCUAGUAGGGGUGCACCGGAUAGUACUUUUUGAUAUCCGGCCGGAGCCGGAUAUAACCGGAUAGUACAAUUAGAUAUUCGGCCGGAGCUGGAGCCGGAUAGCUACAUGACUCAAAAAGCUUGUUUUACUG
Biomphalaria glabrata is the source of this 1951-nucleotide messenger RNA. RefSeq names its product urease accessory protein UreG-like. The transcript has 8 exons. Lineage: Eukaryota; Metazoa; Mollusca; Gastropoda; Planorbidae. Bases 113 to 919 code for a protein of 268 amino acids. The record is from RefSeq and is a predicted model, not a curated record. Gene Ontology annotation, molecular function: nickel cation binding; GTPase activity.